UGCAUAUUGAAGUAAAGUAGUUCAGUAAAAUGAUCUGAAAACUGAUUCCACCUACCUAGCUGUGGUUACCAAUCUCUCUCUCUCAGUGUGUAUGCAGUAGGAGACAGCGGAAGAGGAGGACAAUGGCCCUCAGCCGGUUGUCACUCGGAGGAAGCCGUUCGCUGGGCCAGGUGUGUGCGCGUGCGCUCGCAACAGGACCACAGCCUCCAGAUCCAAAAAGUGUAUACUAUGGAAGGUGGAGUGUGUCAGAAAGAGUAAUUCAGCUACCUCACAUCAAAUUUCUGAAAACUGGCUGGGCCAGAAGGCCGAAGCGUGCACUCGAGCAAGAAAAGUUCAACAUGCGUACUGUACCAAGAAAUCGUUUUCUUGUGAACCAGCGCUUGAUGGAAAUGGACCAAGCUGGGGAGAAGAUCAGUGAUAUCACUCAAUCCGAUGCUGAUGAAGCCGAAAGUAGCGUAGCUGAGGAUCACGAGGGAGAGAACGAGUCAGCCGGAUUGCCUGGACUGAGCCUGUUCAAUCGAAACCACCGUACCGUGGCACCGCAUGAGGUUGACAAGAAGAUGCAUGCCAUGGUCAAGCAGUACUACACUGCAGAAGAUGGUGACGUCGACGGGGACUGGACCAGCAUUGAACUAACCGACUUGUUGAAGAAAUUCCAUUUGUUGGCACACUGUGGCAAGGAGUUUGACGCCAUCAUGUCCAACUCGCGCCUGACCGAAAUGAAAACUGUGGGCGAUGUUCUGGCACACUAUCAGCGUGAGCCCGAGAAGAUGGUGUAUUACAAGAAUUUGAACUUGGAGGAACUCCCGGAGAAUGUCAAAUUCCAGAUCAAGCGCGAGUAUGUGCUGCGCAAGGGUGAUCUUGCCAACCAGGAUGAAUAUCGCAAGCGGAAAGCAUCGUGGGCCACUGUCAAGCUAGCUGAAGGAGCCCAUGCGUAACGUUGCCACGGCCACUGCUGCUCAUUGGGCAGGCUGUAUUGAAGCUUUCCGCAAAGACUUUAGAGCUGCUUUGCUCCUGAUUUUAUUAUUGUCUACAUCAAAGACGGGCCAGGCCAUUUGGAAGAUAUGGUCAGGCCGCCGGUGCACAGCCACCCACCCCAACACACCAGAACAGAACAAGCCAAGAACUAUGGACUGUUGCAUUUCAACAGGUUAGCCUGCAUAGGCAAGCACUUUUUGUACAGGAAUUUUCUUGGAAUCAAGUGUACAUUUCUCAAGGAUGACCCUAGGCAAGACGAAAACUGGUCGCGCUGAAUAUAUUUCUUUGCUGUAUCAAACGUGGCUAAAGGUUCAACGGUCGGCCAGGCUUUAAUUCCAGCUAUUAUCUGGAAAAAGUCUUCAUAUUAUAAGAACAUGCGACUGACCGCUGAAAUUAUUUCUUAGCCACGUAUUAUCCAAAAAGAGGACCAAAAGUUUACAAGUUAUCCGUUUUGUCCAACACUAACGGUUAUAAGCAGAAUACUGUUGAGUCAAAAAUGUGCAACAAUUAGCACAAAACUGACUGGUGAGAUCAUGACAUUCAACGACCUGAUGCUUCUGCUUAUUACCGUUUAAAUAGUGUUGGACAAAACGGAUAACUUGUAAACUUUUGGUCCUCUUUUUGGAUUUUUUAAAAUCCUUGGCUCUCCAUCCGAGUUUAAUCCACGUAUUAUCAAGUGUACUUGUACUUAGUUGAACAUCAUGCAACACUGGGACAUCUCCAUCCAAAGUAUUCUACUCUGGAGAAAUCACACGCUCAAUAUUGAUGUCAAUAAAUGUUCGUGUGCUUGCCAUGGGCAAAAUUAGACAUAAA
Sycon ciliatum is the source of this 1791-nucleotide messenger RNA. RefSeq lists its product as uncharacterized. The coding region runs from base 123 to 938 and encodes 271 amino acids. The transcript is spliced from 4 exons. The record is from RefSeq and is a predicted model, not a curated record. NCBI's taxonomy places the organism in Eukaryota, Metazoa, Porifera, Calcarea, Leucosolenida, Sycettidae. Gene Ontology annotation, cellular component: mitochondrion; mitochondrial large ribosomal subunit.